CAAUCGUUUUGACUGUAUUGUUACAGUUGGUUGAUAUCUUAAAGUCGAAAUUUGGUCGGAAUGAUUGUAUAUCCUUUUGGAGUUAUCUUCUUGAAGGGCUUAGUUUUGGAUAUACUAGCCCAGAUGUCCUUCAAAAGCGCUUUGCUUGUGUUAAAUGUAUGUUAGAUACAUUACAAACGGUAGAGUUGAGCUACAAACAAACUUAUGAUGUGGUAAUUAGAUUGUGCCAUCACUUAUCCACGUUUCCAUCGAAACAAUUGAUUGAAAUUCUGGAAAUAUGUAUCGAUGGUGUACGGAUGGGAGAUCGUAAAUAUAUAUGCUGGAAAGAUUUACUACCGGAUGUUCUGAAUCUUUUGGCCCAACAUCCGCAGAUAUUUGUAAAUGGUAUACCAAUGAGAGGAAGUGAAUACCGUGCGAACAUAAUAAGUAGCUUGACAUCUUUGCGGUGGCCGAUAGAGAUUCUAACGCCGCUUGCAGAUUUGUUUAAGGGACUAGGAUUAAAAAGUGCUGAAAAGAUUGCAGUACUAAAUAAGUUUGGUGUAAUGCUACAAACUUUGUCUCCUACCGAGCUGCCCGCGUUGGCUUUUCAGUUAUUUUCUAUGUGCUCAACAUGUUCAGAAAUUAUGAUAUUACUUCUCGCUUUCGAAAAAUAUUUUCACCGUUUUUAUUAUAAGAAAUUAUUUGCUGAUAUGCAAAGCAAUUCAACAGACUUUGAUAGCAUAGAUGCCUAUUCCGACAAGGAACUGCGAGAAGCUGAGGAGACCAUUUUACAUCAUUUGAAUUAUUGCACACAGUUUAAAAUAGGCGAAAUACAAAUGGCUGCUGUUCUGCGCGUAAGCUUAUAGAAAAUAAUACUUGUCACUAUAAUAACUCGGUGCAUAUAAACAAAAACCGUUAAAGUCGAAAAAGGGUAAUGUGAGGUAUGAACAAAGAUGUACAAGAGCAGAUAUGCCCAUUUCAAAGCCCAUAAGAGCUGGUCAACUCGGUAAAAGGAAUUAGAAAAAGUUGAAACAUAAACGAGCUGGUUAUUACAGCUUAUUUAUGAAGCAGUCUUUGAUUUGUUAUUGGCCUGGCUAACUUGUUACUUUGUGAAGCACUUAGCAAGUGAUAUCAAACAGGUAGUAGCAUUUAAGCAAAAACAACAUUUGCGUGAAUUUUGUUGUUGCUUCUGGCAUAGAAAGUAUCAAAUGCUGGUCUGAUUUUUUCUUCUAAAUCAAAGCGGGCCAUGUGAGA
Molecule: messenger RNA, 1233 nt
Organism: Rhagoletis pomonella (apple maggot)
Lineage: Eukaryota; Metazoa; Arthropoda; Insecta; Diptera; Tephritidae
Product: Fanconi anemia group I protein homolog
Exons: 4
Coding region: 159-845 (228 amino acids)
Biological process (GO): DNA repair
Molecular function (GO): DNA polymerase binding
Source: RefSeq, a predicted model, not a curated record